Molecule: messenger RNA, 3328 nt
Organism: Gavia stellata (red-throated loon)
Lineage: Eukaryota; Metazoa; Chordata; Aves; Gaviiformes; Gaviidae
Gene: AFG2A
Product: AFG2 AAA ATPase homolog A
Cellular component (GO): cytoplasm
Molecular function (GO): ATP hydrolysis activity; ATP binding
Source: RefSeq, a predicted model, not a curated record
AUGGCUUUUAUGUUCGCGUCUGCCAUAAGGGCCGCGGCUGGGUGCGUGCGGAGGGCGACGACGCCCGCCCGCCCGCCGGGCGCAGCGGAGGCGGCUGAGGGGAGUUCGCUCACGGGCCGAGGCGCCACGGGGAGACCCGCCGCCCCCCACCCCGCCCGCCCUGCUGCCCCGGGGGCCCCCGCCCGGCACUUGCCCCGCAGCCACCGCCCGAAGGCGGCCCGCUCCAGGCGGAGGGGGCGGCGCAGCUCGGCCAGGUCCACGCUCACCCCCCCGAACUUGUCCGGCCGCGCCCGCAGCCCCGCCAGGGCCCCCCAGCCCCGCGCCCGCCCCAGCGCCCGCCACGGCCUCACCAUGGCGCUGCGCAGGGCAGGGCCAGGCAGAAGGCGGGAAGUGGCCGCCCCCGGGGCGGUGCCGGCCUCUGCUCCCGGAACCGCUCGGCGGAGCUGGCGGGGCAGCAUGUCCGCCUCCUCCAGAAGGAAGAGCAAGGGGCGCCCGGUCCCGGGCGGCGGCGGCUCUCCGCGGGCCGCCCUCGCCGGCGCUGCCGAGGGCGGGCCGCUGGUGCUGGGCGUCGCCGAUGCCGUGGAGGCAGGAGAUGACAAAGUUCCUAAAAUGUUGCGAAGAGCCCUUGCCCAGCUGUCGCUGAGCAGCAUGAAGUCUGCAAACAUAUGCAUAGGUCGUCCGGUCUUGCUUACCUCUGCCGAGGGCCGACAGGAGGUCUGUACUGCUUGGCCCACCACAGGCUUUCCAGGUGGGAAAGUUGGGCUGAGUGAAACCACACGGAAGAACCUGAAAGUAAAUCCAUGUGAUGGCGUCACUGUGCAGCCUGUGACUGGUGCAGUCAUCCAGGCAGAGGAAGUCGAUGUAAAGUUAAGGGACAAAGACGCCACCGUUAAUGCCGAGGAAAUGUCUGUCUGCCUACUGAGAAACCUAGAUGGGAAAAUAGUUUUACCAGGAAACCUCUUGGCUUUCACUUUCUAUGGCAAACUUUGUAACAUCGUGGUGAUGAAAGUGAAAGGAACUGAUGGUGCAGAGCUGACUGCCCAGGGCAGUGCCAUUUCCAGUGAUACCUAUGAGCUAGACCUUGAAAGAUCUGAUUUGGAGACGAGUACGUUAGAUUUGUCCUUACAGCUCGGCAAGAUGGACAUUGACGAUAGUCCAGAGGUUGCAUCUGUGAGCACACCAAACAAACUGAUGGGUCCAGGUUCACCAGUUACACCCAGUUCUGCUGUGGCAGCCAGUGGUCAAGAUGCUGGUUGGAGAGAUAAAACCUACAGCAAGGGAGAUGGUGCAGACCUCACCAAUGAUUUGGAGUUGGCUGGGAAAGGAGGCAGUGAGGAACUCCCACUAACUGGCAAAACUGGAGCAAUAAGCAAUACAGACGCUUUUUAUUUCAUUUCUUCAAGAACUAGAAUCAAUUUUAUUGAAUCGAGGACCAAUGUAGCAGAAGAUGGUGAUUGUGAAUCCCGAGUCACCUAUGAUAUGAUAGGAGGUUUAAGCAGCCAGCUCAAAACUAUUAGAGAAACAGUUGAACUGCCCUUGAAGCAAGCUGAACUGUUCAAGAGUUACGGAAUUCCUCCUCCUAGAGGAGUGCUACUAUAUGGCCCACCAGGCACUGGGAAGACUAUGAUUGCCAAAGCCAUUGCAAAUGAGGUUGGCGCUCAUGUCACCGUUAUUAACGGUCCUGAAAUAAUAAGCAAGUUUUAUGGGGAGUCUGAAUCAAGAUUACGUCAGAUAUUUGCUGAAGCUUCUCUGCGUCGCCCCUCCAUUAUAUUUAUAGAUGAGUUGGAUGCACUCUGUCCAAAGAGAGAAGGGGCUCAGAAUGAAGUUGAAAAGAGAGUUGUUGCUUCAUUGCUGACAUUAAUGGAUGGCAUUGGCUCAGAGGGCAGUGAAGGGCAACUCUUGGUACUUGGGGCCACUAAUCGUCCUCAUGCAUUGGAUGCAGCGCUGCGCAGACCUGGGCGUUUUGAUAAAGAGAUAGAAAUAGGAAUUCCUAAUGUCCAAGACCGUCUGGACAUACUCCAAAAGCUUCUCAAGAAAGUUCCCCAUUCCCUCACAGCAGCGGAGUUGACGCAACUGGCUGAUAGCGCACAUGGUUAUGUGGGUGCAGACUUAGCAGCCUUGUGCAAGGAAGCAGGUUUGUACGCAUUGCGGAGAGCACUGGGAAAAAGACCUAACCUAUUAGACAACGAGGUGGCUGGGUCAGUGGUGAUUGCUUUCAAUGACUUCCUGCAGGGGAUGAAUGAUGUCAGGCCCAGCGCCAUGAGGGAGGUGGCAGUUGAUGUGCCAAAAGUAUCUUGGUCAGACAUAGGAGGACUAGAAGACAUCAAACUGAAAUUGAAGCAGGCAGUUGAAUGGCCUCUCAAACAUCCCAACUCCUUCAUCCGAAUGGGGAUUCAGCCUCCAAAAGGUGUGCUGCUUUACGGACCUCCUGGGUGCUCAAAAACAAUGAUAGCGAAAGCUUUGGCUCAUGAAAGUGGUCUCAACUUCUUGGCAGUGAAGGGGCCUGAGCUGAUGAAUAAAUAUGUUGGUGAGUCUGAACGAGCAGUGAGAGAGAUCUUUAGGAAAGCCAGAGCAGUGUCUCCUUCAAUUCUUUUCUUUGAUGAAAUAGAUGCCUUGGCAGUUGAAAGGGGAAACUCUUCGGGUGCUGGAAAUGUAGCAGACCGUGUCUUGGCUCAGUUGUUAACGGAAAUGGAUGGGAUAGAACAGCUGAAGGACGUGACAAUUUUGGCAGCUACAAACAGACCGGACAUGAUAGACAAGGCCUUGUUGAGACCAGGACGAAUAGACAGAAUAAUCUACGUGCCAUUGCCAGAUGCAGCCACCCGCAGGGAGAUCUUCAAACUUCAUUUCCAGUCCAUGCCAGUCAGUGAUGAAGUCUGCUUAGCGGAGCUCAUUCAGCACACACAGAAGUACUCAGGAGCAGAGAUAACAGCAGUCUGUAGAGAAGCAGCCCUUCUAGCUCUUCAGGAAGACAUACAUGCCAAAUCUAUCAUGGGACGGCACUUUCGGUACGCACUGACUGUCGUGACCCCAAGGAUUCCCGAUUCGUUAAUCCAGUUUUAUACAGAUUAUCAGCAGCAAAGUGGACUGCACGCGCUUUGAAAGGCAAAGUAAUAUAUACCCCCAUUCACAACACAAAUGGCAAAUUUCCUUUGUAAAGCUGUCAAAAGCUGAAGAAUUCUGUAUUGUAAGUGAGUGGAGUGUCCAAAGUUACCUGAAGUGCAGUAUCAUUGUAAUAAAUGCUCGUGUGGAAGUUUUGAGUGUAACACAUAUCGUCCAAAACUUUAUAUUUUACAAUUUCAGUGGUAUUUUAGUGCAUUUUAGAGGU